Molecule: messenger RNA, 2727 nt
Organism: Pelodiscus sinensis (Chinese soft-shelled turtle)
Lineage: Eukaryota; Metazoa; Chordata; Testudines; Trionychidae
Source: RefSeq, a predicted model, not a curated record
GUUUCUUCCUGCAGGAGCUCAGCAAGUGGAAGAUGACAGAACCAAAGCUUUGCCCCCUUUAGGGGAGCAAUAGAACUCCAAUAAUGACAUAAGAGUCAGUGUUCAUCUGGGAAUCUCAGACAAAGCAGCCGGGAGGAAAAGCAUUUCUGUCAAAGAAGGUUUGUUUCAGCUGAAGCCCAAAGAGUACAAGAAGCAAAAGCCACUGAGUAGACUGGCAAGAGGGAAAGACAAGCUGAAGCCACUACAUUAUAGGAAACAGGUUAAUCUGUCCAGGAAAGAAAGCAAAGUCAAUGUGAAAUAUUGAAUGAAGAUAGUGGACAAUUACUGCCAACUUAUUCCCAUUCUGAAUUGUACAGCCUACACUGGAACAGCCACGUGAAAAUGACACAGCAAAUGCAGAACUUAAACCUUUCGCAGACGAAAAAGAAUAGUGGGCCAUCUUCUCCGAAUGCUGCUAAACGGCUGUAUCGCAACCUCUCUGAGAAGCUGAAGGGGAGUCAUGCAUCCUUUGAUGAGGUGUAUUUCAGGGCAAAGUCAGAUCGACUCAGUCUCCGAAAGACUUCGGUGAAUCUCCAGUGCAACGAAGCUAUGUUUGAGGCUGUGGAACAGCAGGAUUUGGAUGCCGUUCACCUUCUCCUCUAUCAAUAUACACCAGAGGAGCUGGAUCUAAAUACACCGAACAGUGAGGGAUUAACUCCCUUGGACAUUGCCAUCCUGACCAAUAAUGUGCCUAUCGCUAGGAUCCUGCUGAGGAUUGGCGCAAAGGAAAGCCCGCAUUUUGUUAAUAUGGAAAGCAGGUCAAUGCAUCUCAGCGCGUUGGUCCAGGAAGCCCAGCAGAGGGUGAGUGAGCUGUCUGCCCAAGUGAUGAGUGAAGGUCUUAGUAUGGACAACACAGACAAAGAGAAGCAGCUAAAAGCAUGGGAGUGGAGAUACAGGCUUUACAAGCGCAUGAAAGCAGGCUAUGAGCAUGCCAGAGCCCCUGAGGCGCCAACCAAUGUCUGUCUCAUGGUAACAAGCAGCACAUCACUCACUGUCACCUUCCAAGAACCUCUUAGCGUCAACUCGGCUGUAGUGACCAAAUAUAAAGUGGAAUGGAGCUUUUCUGAAGACUUUUCUCCUUUGGCUGGGGAAAUAAUCAUGGAUAAUCUUCACUCUUUGAGAUGCACCAUCACAGGCCUCAGAAUGGGCCAAAUUUAUUACACUCGGGUCUCAGCAUACAACAUGAAGGGAUGGGGACCUCCACAGACUACCACUCCAGCCUGUGCUGCUCCUUCUAAUUGGAAAGACUGUGAUGGCAGAGAACCUAAGCACCAGGGACAUACCGAAGCCCUGGAACGUCUCCUUCAGCAGGUUCGAGCGGCUCAUCAGCAUUACAGUUGCCGAGAAAGUUCUAAACUACAGAAUGCUGGUCGCAAACAAUCCGUCUCCAGGAGCCUGAAGCAUCUUUUCCAUUCUUCAAACAAGUUUGUGAAGACUCUAAAACGUGGACUCUACAUAGCUGUCAUAUUUUACUACAAAGACAACUUGUUAGUAACCAAUGAAGAUCAAAUCCCAAUUGUGGAAAUUGAUGACUCUCACACCAGUUCCAUUAUGCAAGAUUUUCUGUGGUUCACAAAGCUGUCUUGUAUGUGGGAUGAUAUCAGAUGGCUGAGGCAGAAUAUGUCUAUAUCCGUGUCCUCGUCAACAGCACUUCAAGCCAGGCAAAAGAUGAUUUCAGCAACGGCACAGUUACAGAACUUGCUGGGAACUCACAACUUGGGAAGAGUUUAUUAUGAGCCAAUCAAGGACAGACACGGUAAUAUCCUGAUAGUUACGAUAAGAGAAGUAGAGACUCUCUAUUCCUUCUUUAAUGGCAAAUGGAUGCAAAUAUCCAAGCUACAAAGCCAGAGAAAAUCCCUUUCAACUCCGGAGGAGCCAACAGCAUUAGACAUCUUGCUCAUAACAAUCCAGGACACACUUUCCUAUCACAAAAGAAGUCAGCAGCGCCUCUCGCCGGGCUUGUAUCUGGGUUACCUGAAACUCUGCAGCUCCGUCGAUCAAAUCAAAGUCCUUGUACUGCAAAAGCUGCCCAACAUUCUGUGCCAUGUUAAAAUCCGAGACAACAGCAAUGUUUCCAAAGAUGAGUGGGAAUGGCUCCAAAUGCUUGCUGGCUUAGAAUCUGUGGAAAGUGUGGAUCAUGCUUCAGACUGCCCUACUCAAUUGUUCUAUGAGCUCCAGAUGGCAGUGAAAGCUCUCCUCAAACAGAUCAAUCUACCUCUGCGACAGGCAAAGCACUUCCGUCUGUAUACACAGGAGGUGUUGGAACUGGGUCACAAUGUCUCCUUUCUUCUCCUGCUCCCCGCCUCAGACGACGUCUGCACUGCCCCAGGACAGAAUAAUCCUUACACCCCACAUUCAGGAUUUCUUAACCUCCCUCUUCAGAUGUUUGAACUCGUUCAUUUUUGCUGCUACAAAGAGAAAUUUAUUAGUCUGUAUUGCCGCCUUUCUGCUGUCAUAGAGCUGGACUCUCUGAAAACCCAGCAGUCCCUAAGGGAAGCAAUUUCAGACAGUGAAGUCGCUGCUGCCAAACAAAGACACCAGCAAGUUUUAGACUAUAUACAGCAAAUCGAUGAGAUCUGGCGUGAAAUGAGAUGGAUCACAGAGGCACUGCAGUAUGCCAGAUUGUCUUCCAUCACCACCACCCUCACCAGACACCAGGAGUCAGAGAAGAAAAACCCUGAGUGGUAA